AUGUCGUUCAAUGAUAGCAUGUAUGACGUUCCGGAAUACGAGAUGAUCACAACAGAAGACUGUUGGACGGUCAUCUCGUCUUUCUUUGAAGCAAAGGGACUUGUUUCACAGCAGUUGGACUCUUUCGAGGAGUUCAUCGAAUCAUCUAUUCAAGAACUGGUUCUUGAAGAUAAAAAGUUGAUCCUUGAUCAGCCAGCACAGCAUAUUUCCGAGGACGACGAUGUCAACAGAAGAUAUGAGAUCACGUUUGGUGAUAUUUUCCUUUCUAAGCCAUCUCAAACCGAAGCCGACGGAACUACAAGUACUCUUCUUCCUCAAGAGGCAAGAUUGAGAAACCUCACUUAUUCUGCCCCACUGUAUGUGGAAAUGAAGAAGAUGGUGAAGGAAAGUAUAGACGAUGACGAGGUGGUUACCACGCAGGUUGUUUGGUACAGAGAGGGAGAGAUCACCAGAUAUAGAAACGGAGAAAUUGAGCAGGACGAAAUGGUCAUUAUGCCUGCCAACUUCGACGACGAAAGCGACGAAAUUAUAGAAGAAAGACAUGGCAUCAAGGUCCAUCAAUCCGGAGCAGAGUCCCAGACCAUUUUCAUCGGAAAAGUCCCAAUCAUGUUGAAGUCCAAGUUCUGUUCUUUGUACGGUCUGUCCGAAGACGAAUUAUACGAAAUUAGAGAAUGCCCAUUUGAUAUGGGAGGAUAUUUCAUCAUCAACGGUUCCGAGAAGGUUUUGAUUGCUCAAGAAAGAUCUGCCGCCAACAUUGUGCAAGUUUUCAAGAAGUCUGCCCCAUCCCCUGUGUCCCAUAUUGCUGAGCUUAGAUCUGCGUUGGAGAAAGGCUCUAGAUUAAUUUCUUCUAUCCAGGUCAAGUUGGCCAGAGGUGGCGCUUCGAACUUCAAGAGCGGUGGCGUCGGUAGAUCAAUCAAGACCACUCUGCCUUACAUCAAGGCCGAUAUUCCAAUUGUUAUUGUCUUCAGAGCCUUGGGUGUGAUUGAGGAUGGUGACAUUUUGCAACACAUCUGUUACGAUGAGAACGACUGGCAAAUGCUUGAAAUGCUGAAGCCAUGUAUUGAAGAAGGAUUUUUGAUUCAAUCUCAGGAAGUUGCCUUGGAUUACAUUGGAAGAAGAGGUAACUCUAUCGGUAUCAAGAGAGAAAGACGUAUUCAAUACGCUAAGGACAUUCUUCAACGUGAAUUCUUGCCACACAUUUCCCAGGACUCCGGUUACGAAACCAACAAGGCUUACUUCCUUGGUUACAUUGUCAACAGAUUGCUUCUUUGUGCUUUGGAAAGAAAAGAGCCAGAUGACAGAGAUCACUUUGGUAAGAAGAGAUUGGACCUGGCUGGUCCUCUUCUUGCUAACUUGUUCAGAAUUCUGUUUAGAAAGCUCUCUAGAGACAUUUACAGAUACAUGCAAAGAUGUAUCGAGAGAGGAGACGACUUCAACAUUGUUAAUGCCGUCAAAUCUAACACCAUCACUUCUGGUCUGAAAUACUCUCUUGCCACAGGAAACUGGGGAGAACAGAAGAAGGCCAUGAGCAGCAGAGCCGGUGUCUCUCAGGUCUUGAACAGAUAUACCUACUCUUCCACCUUAUCGCAUUUGAGAAGAACUAACACGCCAAUUGGAAGAGACGGUAAACUGGCUAAACCUCGUCAAUUACACAACACGCAUUGGGGUCUUGUUUGUCCUGCUGAAACUCCAGAAGGACAAGCUUGUGGUUUGGUGAAGAACCUUUCCCUGAUGGCAUGUGCUUCCGUUGGAUCUGCUUCCGAGCCUCUUACAUAUUUGCUGGAGGAAUGGGGAUUGGAGCCUUUAGCAGAUUACGAGCCUCAGGAGCAUAAGAAUGCAACCAGAGUGUUUUUGAACGGAAACUGGGUUGGAACGCAUAGAGACCCAGCCAUGUUGGUGGACACCAUGAGACAGCUGAGAAGAAGCGGAACCAUCUCUCCAGAGGUCUCUUUGAUUAGAGAUAUCAGAGAAAGAGAGUUCAAGAUCUUCACUGAUGCUGGAAGAAUCUACAGACCAUUGUUUGUUGUUGAAGACGAUCCAGACAGCGAGCACAAGGGCGAGCUGAAAUUGACCAAAGAACACUGUCGUAAAAUUCUUGACAGAGAGGUCGAAGAAGUUGCCCAGGAUGAAGAGUUCGACGAAGAUGGAGAGCCUCUUGGCCCUGUCGAGAGAGUGUUUGGCUGGGAGUCUCUGUUGAGCAACGGUAUCAUUGAGUAUUUGGAUGCUGAAGAAGAGGAGACUGUUUUGAUUGCCAUGUCUCCUGAGGACUUGAUUCCUACAUCCGACUCUGACAUACAAAAGGCCGAGCACGAACUUGACCCAGCCAAGAGAAUCAAGAACGUGGUGAAGGCACACUCGUUCACGCACUGUGAGAUCCACCCUUCGAUGAUUCUUGGUGUUGCUGCCUCUAUUAUUCCGUUCCCUGAUCACAACCAGUCUCCUAGAAAUACCUAUCAGUCUGCUAUGGGUAAGCAAGCUAUGGGAGUGUUUUUGACCAACUACAGCGUGAGAAUGGACACCAUGGCCAACAUUUUGUACUAUCCUCAAAAGCCGUUGGCAAAGACUCAAUCUAUGGAGUACCUGAAGUUCAGAGAACUCCCUGCUGGUCAGAACGCUAUUGUGGCCAUUGCAUGUUACUCUGGAUACAACCAAGAAGAUUCGAUGAUUAUGAACCAGUCUUCGAUUGACCGUGGUUUAUUCAGAUCCUUGUUCUUCAGAUCUUACAUGGAUCAGGAGAGAAGAAACGGUAUUUCUGUUGUUGAAGAGUUUGAGAAACCAAUGCGUGCAAGCACGCUCGGAUUCAAGCAAGGAACCUACGAGAAGUUGGACGAUGACGGAUUGAUCGCUCCUGGUGUUCGUGUUUCGGGAGACGAUAUUAUUAUUGGUAAGACUGUUCCUAUUCCACCAGAUACUGAAGAGCUUGGACAGAGAACCAAGUACCAUACCAAGAGAGACGCAUCCACUCCGCUGCGUACUACCGAGAACGGUAUUGUUGACCAGGUGCUGUUGACCACCAACGCUGAGGGUCUCAAGUUCGUCAAGGUGAGAAUGAGAACAACUAAGAUUCCUCAGAUCGGAGACAAGUUUGCGUCGAGACACGGACAGAAGGGUACCAUUGGUAUCACUUACCGUCACGAGGACAUGCCUUUCACCGCCCAGGGUAUUGUUCCGGACCUGAUCAUCAACCCGCACGCCAUUCCAUCGCGUAUGACAGUCGCGCACUUGAUUGAGUGUUUGCUGUCGAAGGUCGCCUCGAUGAGAGGUUACGAGGGAGAUGCCACUCCGUUCACUGAUUUAACUGUGGAUGCCGUCUCUAAACUGCUGAGAGAAAACGGCUACCAGAGCAGAGGCUUCGAGGUGAUGUACAAUGGACACACCGGUAAGAAGCUGAUGGCACAGGUGUUCUUUGGUCCUACUUACUACCAGAGACUGAGACACAUGGUGGACGACAAGAUCCAUGCCAGAGCCAGAGGUCCGUACCAGAACCUGACCCGUCAACCUAUGGAAGGUAGAGCCAGAGACGGAGGAUUGAGAUUUGGAGAAAUGGAGCGUGAUUGUAUGAUUGCACACGGUGCUGCUGGGUUCCUGAAGGAGCGGUUGAUGGACUCUUCGGACGCCUUCCGGGUGCACGUCUGUGGUAUCUGUGGACUGAUGAGUGUGAUUGCCAACUUGAAGAAGAACCAAUUUGAGUGCAAGUCUUGUAAGAACAAGACCAACAUCUACCAGAUCCACAUUCCGUAUGCGGCCAAGCUUCUGUUCCAGGAGCUGAUGAGUAUGAACAUUUCGCCACGGUUGUACACGCAGAAGAGUGGCAUAACUACGAGAUGA
This is a messenger RNA of Ogataea philodendri, 3828 nucleotides long. RefSeq lists its product as uncharacterized. The record is from RefSeq and is a predicted model, not a curated record. Bases 1 to 3828 code for a protein of 1275 amino acids. Gene Ontology annotation, biological process: DNA-templated transcription. Gene Ontology annotation, cellular component: RNA polymerase II, core complex. Gene Ontology annotation, molecular function: DNA binding; DNA-directed RNA polymerase activity; ribonucleoside binding. The transcript has a single exon. NCBI's taxonomy places the organism in Eukaryota, Fungi, Ascomycota, Pichiomycetes, Pichiales, Pichiaceae.